This is a messenger RNA of Silurus meridionalis, 945 nucleotides long. RefSeq names its product TATA box-binding protein-like 2. The record is from RefSeq and is a predicted model, not a curated record. Lineage: Eukaryota; Metazoa; Chordata; Actinopteri; Siluriformes; Siluridae. Gene Ontology annotation, molecular function: DNA binding; RNA polymerase II general transcription initiation factor activity. Gene Ontology annotation, biological process: DNA-templated transcription initiation.
GUCUGGAGAGAAAUGGAUGAAGAUGCAUUGCUUGAGACCUACUUUGACCAGUCAAUUGCUGGUUCUUCUGAAUACAUGUUUGGAGAGGAUUUGGAAGGCCCACCACAGCUUCAGGAUCCCUCUUACCUCUCCUCUUCCAUCUCCAACCAACAGAAAGAUGAGGAUGAUGAUCUGGACCUGAGCUUUCUACCUGAUGAGCUAAACGUUCAGGAUGAAGGGGGAGAGAACACAGGAGUGGGUCUUACAGAGGCCAGUGGUGUUUAUCUGGACUGUUCAACUGCAAGACCUCCUGAAGCAGACACUGAGGUUAAUACGAGGCAGCCUGCAGCCUCCCCCUUCUGCAACCUCCCCAUGACACCCAUGACCCCAGUGGCUCCUGUGGCAGAAAGUUCAGGAAUCAUCCCACAAUUACAGAAUAUAGUGUCCACAGUAAACCUGGCAUGUCCUCUAGACCUGAAAGCCAUUGCCCUUCAAGCUCGAAAUGCUGAGUACAAUCCAAAGCGCUUUGCUGCUGUAAUUAUGCGGAUCCGUGAACCCAGGACCACUGCCCUUAUCUUCAGCUCAGGAAAAAUGGUCUGCACUGGCGCAAAGAGUGAGGAGCAGUCUCGCCUUGCUGCAAGGAAGUAUGCCCGGGUGGUACAGAAGCUUGGCUUCCCAGCCAAAUUUCUUGACUUCAAGAUCCAGAACAUGGUCGGCAGUUGUGAUGUGUGUUUCCCCAUACAGUUGGAGUGCCUGGUUCUGACUCACCAACAGUUCAGCAGCUAUGAACCUGAAUUGUUUCCUGGUUUGAUCUACCGAAUGGUGAAGCCAUGGAUUGUCCUCCUGAUAUUUGUGUCUGGAAAGGUUGUUCUUACAGGUGCAAAAGAUAGCUCUGAAAUAUAUGAAGCUUUUAAGAAUCUCUACCCAAUUCUGAAAGGAUUCAGGAAAUAGCGAAAAACUAGCACU